UUAGGGUUCAAGUCUUUUUUUUGGUGAAGCCUUAGCCGCCGCAGUUGAAGCUUGAGGAUUGGAGGAUGUCUCACAGGAAGUUCGAGCACCCUAGACACGGUUCUCUUGGGUUUCUCCCAAGAAAACGUGCUAAUCGCCAAAGGGGAAAGGUGAAGGCUUUUCCUAAGGAUGAUCAAAGCAAGCCCUGCAGGCUCACUGCUUUCCUUGGUUACAAGGCUGGGAUGACCCACAUUGUCAGGGAAGUGGAGAAACCUGGAUCAAAGCUUCACAAGAAGGAGACCUGUGAGGCCGUGACCAUUGUUGAGGUUCCCCCAAUGGUCAUCGUUGGAGUCGUUGGAUAUAUCAAGACACCACGUGGUCUGCGUUCCUUGAACACUGUCUGGGCUCAACAUUUGAGUGAGGAAGUGAAAAGAAGAUUCUACAAGAACUGGUGCAAGUCAAAGAAGAAGGCUUUUACCAAAUACUCAAAGACAUACGAGUCUGAUGAAGGCAAGAAAGAUAUCCAUACACAGUUGGAGAAAAUGAAGAAGUAUGCCACUGUUAUCAGGGUUUUAGCCCAUACUCAGAUCAGGAAAAUGAAGGGAUUGAAGCAGAAGAAGGCACAUAUGAUGGAAAUCCAGGUGAAUGGAGGAACAAUCGCACAGAAAGUUGACUAUGCAUACGGUUUCUUUGAGAAACAGGUUCCAGUUGAUGCUGUCUUCCAAAAGGAUGAAAUGGUUGACAUCAUAGGUGUGACAAAGGGUAAGGGUUAUGAAGGUGUUGUCACUCGUUGGGGAGUCUCAAGACUUCCACGUAAGACUCACAGAGGUCUUAGGAAAGUUGCUUGUAUUGGUGCUUGGCAUCCGGCUAGGGUUUCCUUCACUGUUGCUAGAGCUGGUCAGAAUGGUUACCAUCAUCGUACCGAAUUGAACAAGAAGAUCUACAGGCUUGGAAAGGCUGGAUCUGAAACUCACACUGCUGAUACAGAGUUUGACAGGACCGAGAAGGACAUCACUCCAAUGGGAGGCUUCCCACAUUACGGUGUUGUGAAGGACGAUUUCUUGAUGAUCAAGGGUUGUUGUGUCGGACCCAAGAAGAGGGUUGUAACCCUUCGACAGUCUCUGUUGACUCAGACAUCCCGUUUGGCCUUGGAGGAGAUCAAGCUCAAGUUUAUCGACACAUCGUCCAAGUUUGGGCACGGUCGCUUCCAAACCACAGAAGAGAAGCAGAAGUUCUAUGGACGUCUCAAGGCUUAAGUGCAAACUUGGUUUGUAUUUGGUAAUUUUGAUAUUAAUUAAGAUACUUUGAAACUUUUUGGAUAUUUUUGUGUCACAUUUUGUGGGUAUAAGUGGAUUUUGUGUUUAAUAUUUUUUUUUGAAUAUUAUUAUGUUUUGGAGAUUUAAUUUAGA
This is a messenger RNA of Impatiens glandulifera, 1388 nucleotides long. RefSeq names its product 60S ribosomal protein L3-1. The transcript is spliced from 6 exons. The record is from RefSeq and is a predicted model, not a curated record. Gene Ontology annotation, cellular component: ribosome; cytosolic large ribosomal subunit. Lineage: Eukaryota; Viridiplantae; Streptophyta; Magnoliopsida; Ericales; Balsaminaceae. The coding region runs from base 66 to 1235 and encodes 389 amino acids. Gene Ontology annotation, biological process: ribosomal large subunit assembly; translation. Gene Ontology annotation, molecular function: RNA binding; structural constituent of ribosome.